AUGUCCGCUCAAGUUCUGGGAUUUUUACGCAGCCGGGCUCCCCUCCCCCUGGCAGCUCCGCGAGAUCCGGCCGCCGCUGGGAAUGACGCGGGUGCCCCCACUGCCCCGGCUCCAGGCGGGGAGGGCGAGCCCCACAGCCGGCCCCGCGACGCCCGCCUGGGCAGCACCGAUAAGGAGCUGAAGGCAGGAGCCGCCGCCACGGGCAGCGCCCUGACCGCGCCGGGGACUCCCAGGCAGCGGGAGCCGCGGGUCGCGGUUAUGGAUUCAGCGGGCGGCCCAGGGCGCCUGCUUCCGCGGCCCUGCCAUGUGCUGGUGCUGCUGAACCCGCGUGGCGGCAAGGGCAAGGCCCUGCAGCUCUUCCGGAGCCACGUGCAGCCCCUUCUGGCGGAGGCCGAAAUCUCUUUCAUGCUAAUGCUCACUGAGCGGCAGAACCACGCGCGGGAGCUGGUGCGGUCGGAGGAGCUGGGCCGCUGGGACGCCCUGGUGGUCAUGUCUGGAGAUGGGCUGAUGCAUGAGGUGGUGAACGGACUCAUGGAGCGGCCCGACUGGGAGACUGCCAUCCAGAAGCCCUUGUGUAGCCUCCCAGCAGGCUCUGCCAAUGCGCUGGCAGCUUCCUUGAACCAUUAUGCCGGCUAUGAGCAGGUUACUAAUGAAGACCUCCUGACCAACUGCACACUGCUGCUGUGCCGCCGGCUACUGUCACCCAUGAACCUGCUGUCACUGCACACAGUCUCCGGGCAGCGCCUCUUCUCUGUGCUCAGCUUGGCCUGGGGCUUCAUUGCUGACGUGGACCUGGAGAGUGAGAGGUAUCGGCGCCUAGGGGCGAUGCGCUUCACCGUGGGCACCUUCCUGCGCCUGGCAGCCCUGCGCAUCUACCGGGGCCGACUGGCCUACCUUCCCAUAGGGAGAGCUGUCUCCAAGACACCCACCUCCCCUGCUCUGGUCCAGCAGGGCCCUGUGGAUGUGCACCUAGUGCCCCUGGAGGAGCCAGUGCCCUCUCACUGGACGGUGGUGCCUGACCAGGACUUUGUGCUGGUGCUGGCGCUGCUGCACUCGCACCUGGGCAGCGAGAUGUUUGCGGCACCCAUGGGCCGCUGUGCGGCUGGCGUUAUGCAUCUGUUCUACGUGCGGGCCGGCGUGUCUCGGGCCACGCUGCUGCGCCUCUUCCUGGCCAUGGAGAAAGGCAGGCACAUGGACUACGAUUGCCCCCACUUGGUGUAUGUACCCGUGGUCGCCUUCCGCCUGGAGCCCCUGGACAGAAGGGGUGUGUUUGCAGUGGACGGGGAGUUGAUGGUCAGCGAGGCUGUUCAGGGCCAGGUGCACCCAAACUACUUACGGGUGGUCAGUGGUUGCACGGAGCCCCUGCCAAGCCAGGAGCCCCAGCAGACGCCACCUCCGCAAGAGCCCUGUGACCCCUUGGGCCUUGCUGUGCCUUAGCCUUCUACUUGGUCUACACGGAGCCCAGGAUCCUUCCUCUUUCCCUCAGGACUGGAGGGCCUGUGCGUAGCUCCUAUGGGGUGGAGGGGGACUCUUCUGGAGAAGGGUGGGAAGGUGGAGGCUUUGGGAGGACAGGCAGUGCCCACCAGAGACUAGAAUGAGGUCCUGGGCUGGGAGCCCAGCUGGCUGGGCCCAGCUGCCUGUGGAAGGCACUCCCAUUUUGUUCCGAGACCGCCAUACCACGAACUAAAUCAAAUAAAGUGACAUUCCCAGCC
Messenger RNA from Propithecus coquereli (Coquerel's sifaka), 1712 nucleotides. RefSeq names its product sphingosine kinase 1 (gene SPHK1). Bases 1 to 1437 code for a protein of 478 amino acids. Gene Ontology annotation, cellular component: cytoplasm; membrane; intracellular membrane-bounded organelle. The transcript is spliced from 6 exons. Gene Ontology annotation, biological process: negative regulation of apoptotic process; sphingosine biosynthetic process; cellular response to growth factor stimulus. NCBI's taxonomy places the organism in Eukaryota, Metazoa, Chordata, Mammalia, Primates, Indriidae. The record is from RefSeq and is a predicted model, not a curated record.